AUGGCUCAGAUGAGCACGCAAUUCAUUUUAUUCGGUGUGAAAAGCGAGGUUGAACCCGAAAAUCCUGCUAGCGAUCUGGGAGAGGCGCUGCUUAAGGUCUUUCGUGCUACUAAAAACCAGAGCGGCCAUCGCAGCUCUGCGUGGGGUCGCUCGAUAGAAGAACCGAAGAACAUUGUAUGGGUGAUUGACUGGACCGACGCCCGUUGCUCUAUCAAUCCAGAGCUUCUUAAGCCCUUCCUUGUCAACGAAGACAAACCUUUGACGGCUGUCUAUGCCACUCUGAGUCCGCCGAUCAGCAGCACCGACACGCUGACGAAGAACCCGGUGACGGAGCUAUUCUUCCUACCAUUUUCAACAGCAAUAUCUGAGUAUGAAUCUCGACACCUGCAUGCAGACCUGAUCAAACUGCGCUCGGUAAUGGUCACGCAGCUGCCACAAGCCGAGGGCCCCUGUUUCCUGGUCAAUGGGUCAACUGGCUAG
Penicillium diatomitis is the source of this 480-nucleotide messenger RNA. RefSeq lists its product as uncharacterized. The coding region runs from base 1 to 480 and encodes 159 amino acids. NCBI's taxonomy places the organism in Eukaryota, Fungi, Ascomycota, Eurotiomycetes, Eurotiales, Aspergillaceae. The transcript has 2 exons. The record is from RefSeq and is a predicted model, not a curated record.